Molecule: messenger RNA, 1860 nt
Organism: Pyrenophora tritici-repentis Pt-1C-BFP
Lineage: Eukaryota; Fungi; Ascomycota; Dothideomycetes; Pleosporales; Pleosporaceae
Product: ferric reductase
Biological process (GO): intracellular iron ion homeostasis; copper ion import; iron ion transport
Cellular component (GO): plasma membrane
Molecular function (GO): ferric-chelate reductase activity
Source: RefSeq, a predicted model, not a curated record
AUGGAUCUUUCUACAACGCUGGGCCAGUCCCCAUCAACAGAUCUACCGGGUCCUACCAACAUCCACAGAAAUGAGCCAAGUCCAAGUCACGAUCCUUUCAAGUACAGCCAAGGUCUUGCUGGUGUAGAUCAGCCGUCAAACUACCUUUUUGCCAACAUACUUAUCGCAACCGCACUAUUACCGGCAGUACUCACCCUUUGCUUCCGUGUAAUCAUAGCCGCGAAGAACUAUAGACGACAGGUUUCAGCUAUGACCUCUUGCAAAGGACAGGAUUUCUGGAAGAAGGAUCGUCAUCCAUAUUGGGGAUUACUCAAACGUCACUUUUUGUACGCACCAAUACGGUCGGAUCGCAGUCUCAACAAGACGACAAAACCCUCAAACACCAAGCCGGUAGAUCAAGUCACUCUACCGCAACUGGCCAUCAUCAUCAUAUAUUUCAUCAGCAACAUAGCGUACUGUUUGGCGGUUCCAGCGCAACCCACUCCUCAGAUGGUCGCCGCAUUUCGUGGUCGUUCUGGAGCUUUGGCCACCCUUAACUUGAUCCUCACGGUACUCUUCGCUCUUCGAAAUAACCCAUUCAUAUACCUGCUCCAAGUCAGCUACGAUACAUUCAACCUGUUCCAUCGGUGGAUGGCUAGACUUGUCGUCCUCGAGUCCACAGCACACAUAUCGGCUUUCCUGUAUAACACGUAUCACACAACCCACGACGGCGCAGAAGGAUGGAAGAACAUCGGCUGGCUGCUCAGUCAAUCCAGUUCUUUCCAAUGCGGUUUGGUGGGCUUCUUGGCUCUCAUACUGCUCAUGGUCCAUUCGAUCAGGCUAUUACGACAUCCCUUCUACGAAACAUUCCUGACACUGCACCGCAUUGGUAUAGCGACGGCGAUAUCCGGGGUUUACUUCCACUUGGCAAAACACGCCCUGCCACAACUUCCCUGGAUCUAUCUUGUCAUUGCCCUUCUGGUAUUAGAGCCUUCGGCCCGUGUGCUCCUCAUCUUACGUCACAAUCUGUCAUGGGAGGGAAGGGCGUGGACUCGUGUAAGUUUGGAAGCGUUACCCGGCGAUGCAACUCGUGUCACGUUUGCCCUACCACGUUCGUGGAACGCGAAACCCGGAUCACACGUUCACAUCUACUUGCCAAGGCUCUCGCUUUUGGGGUCACACCCGUUCUCAGUGGCUUGGUCCCAGUCGUCUGGCUACGCGAAAAUUAUGUCAGAGGAGCUCCCAUCUACAAUUGAUGACCUCAGAGUUGAAGACGGGCCCAGUACCGUUACCUGCAUCGUUCGAUCACGCCAAGGUAUGACUCAGUCUCUCUACAAGCUGGCCUUGCAAACGGAGAAGGACCAGGUGCAUCUUUGGGGAGCAAUAGAGGGACCAUACGGCGGACAUCACUCGUUCGACUCGUAUGGCACAGUGGUGCUCUUCGCUGGUGGUGUAGGGAUUACACAUCAACUGUCUUUUAUAAGACACCUGCUUGAUGCACACAACAGCAACAUGGCGGCCACACAAAAGAUUGUUCUCGUCUGGUGCGUAGCCAAUCUCGAUGCGCUGGAAUGGGUGCAGCCAUGGCUUGACCAAAUCGUGACAGUACCAAGCUUCCAUGAAGUCGUCCAGAUACGUCUGUACGUGACGAGGACAACCUCACCCAUAUCGCACGCCAUGCUAUUGCCAACAUACCUCGAUGUGAGACAGCAAAGAUGUCAGGUGCAGGAAUUACUGGAUGAAGAAGUGCUCGCACAAAUCGGUGCCAUGGCGGUCUCAGUGUGCGGGCCAAGAGGCCUUAGUGGCAGUGUUAGGGCAGCUGUCAGGCAAAGAGUACGCCUACGGAGUAUCGAUUUCUUUGAGGAGGCAUUUUCCUACUAG